This is a messenger RNA of Fomitiporia mediterranea MF3/22, 603 nucleotides long. Its product is annotated as transcription initiation factor IID, TAF10 subunit. The coding region runs from base 55 to 507 and encodes 150 amino acids. Gene Ontology annotation, molecular function: RNA polymerase II general transcription initiation factor activity; promoter-specific chromatin binding. Gene Ontology annotation, cellular component: nucleus; SAGA complex; transcription factor TFIID complex. The transcript has 4 exons. Gene Ontology annotation, biological process: transcription initiation at RNA polymerase II promoter. The record is from RefSeq and is a predicted model, not a curated record. NCBI's taxonomy places the organism in Eukaryota, Fungi, Basidiomycota, Agaricomycetes, Hymenochaetales, Hymenochaetaceae.
CCACAACCAACAUACCAAACUCCUUCCGCGACACCACUCCCAGCUACUUCGUCAAUGGUCACCGCACAGACGUCGAGCCAACAGUCGUCUGGUCCAUCCCAGGCGACUGGAAGUCAGAGUGGGCCUCAGCCGUCUUCUCGGUCGGCUGCUGAGCAGGCGAGGAAGGAUAGAACGCUUGCGGAGUUUAUGUUGUUAUUGGAUGAGCAUGAGCCUUUGAUACCAGAAGAAGUAACAGACUACUUUCUUCAAAGAGUUGGGUUUGAGUGUGAAGACGUUCGACUAAAACGACUUGUUGCCCUCGCAGCACAGAAGUUCGUAUCUGACAUCGCUGCAGACGCAUACCAACAUGCUCGAAUAAGGACGAACGCAGCCGCAGGUGGUCGUGGGAGGGCACCGUUAGGCCAGUCAUCUCGAGACAAGACACGAACGACACUUACGAUGGAAGACCUCAGCGCUGCACUUGCGGAAUACGGUAUUAACGCGCGCAAGCCGGAGUUCUACAUGUGACGACUUGCUUGCGUUGCUUUCCGUCCUUGUCGUUGUUCGCUGUUUCAUGGCUUUGUUGUAGACGUGCAUUUGUACUUUUAUAUUUUUCGUCAACAU